GGGCCGCCGCGUCCAGCGGUCACCGGCCCCGCGACCCGCCGCCGCCGCCGUCCGCGCCCGCCGCGGCCAUGCCGGACCCCUGGGACAAGGAUGUGUACCCCGAGCCCCCGCGCCGCACGCCGGCGCCCCCGCCGCACCCCUCGCCGCUCAACCCCGUCCCCUACAUGACGAAGGCCUUUGACCUCCUCGUGGACUGGCCCGUGACCCUGCUGAGAGAAUUUAUAGAGCAGCAGCAAGACAAGAACAAGCAGUACUACUACCACCGGCAGUACCGGCGUGUGCCCGACCUCACCGAGUGCCAGGAGAAGGACGCCCUGUGCAUGUACGAAGCCGAGAUGCAGUGGAGAAGGGACUACAAAGUUGACCAAGAAAUUGUCAACAUUAUCCAGGAGCGACUUAAAGCCUGCCAGCAGAGGGAAGGAGAGAGCCACAAGCAGAACUGUGCCAAGGAACUGGAGCAGUUCACCCAGGUGGCCAAGGCCUACCAGGACCGAUAUUUUGACCUGGGGGCCAAUUACUCUGCCAGGAAGUGCUUGGCAAAGCAGAAGCAGAGGAUGCUGGAAGAGAGAAAGGCAGCCAAAAAGGCUGCAGCCGCCUGAGGAUGCUCCGAGAAGCAGUACCCUCCACUCCCCAUUCUUGUAUUGCUAAAUAAAUGAGGUGACACAACCA
This is a messenger RNA of Dipodomys spectabilis (banner-tailed kangaroo rat), 669 nucleotides long. RefSeq names its product NADH:ubiquinone oxidoreductase subunit B10 (gene Ndufb10). The record is from RefSeq and is a predicted model, not a curated record. The coding region runs from base 69 to 599 and encodes 176 amino acids. The transcript has 4 exons. NCBI's taxonomy places the organism in Eukaryota, Metazoa, Chordata, Mammalia, Rodentia, Heteromyidae.